This is a messenger RNA of Miniopterus natalensis, 1506 nucleotides long. NCBI's taxonomy places the organism in Eukaryota, Metazoa, Chordata, Mammalia, Chiroptera, Miniopteridae. The record is from RefSeq and is a predicted model, not a curated record.
AUGGGAGUGAGCUGUGUCCCGGGAGCAGCCCUGAACGUCCCGGGGGUCUCUGUGCUGCGGUCACAGUUCGGAGCCCGCAGCCUUGGGGAAGGGGAGCAGGCGGGGAUGUUUCUGCCCACGCCCCCUGGCCGCCAGCUCAGCUUGGCCCUGAGGACGCACCACAGAGGACCUCGCUGGAGGAGGGAGCAGCAGGAGGACGGAGGACCACGCAUAACAAGCAGAUGCCACCACCACCAGUCACAUCCCAGCCCUCCCCGAGCCGGCCGAGGUCCUCUCUGUCAGACUCCGAGCCUUCAGCAUCCUCUCCCUCAGCAGCCGGCCCUGGGUGCAGCCAGUGUCAUUAUCGGCUACCCCCUGGACACGGUCAAGACGCGCCUGCAGGCCGGCGUGGGCUACGGGAACACCCUCAGCUGCAUCCGCACCGUGUACAGAAAGGAGAGUGUGUUCGGCUUCUUCAAGGGCAUGUCCUUCCCCCUGGCCAGCGUCGCCGUCUACAACUCUGUGGUGUUUGGGGUCUUCAGUAACACGCAGAGGUUCCUCAGCCAGUACCACAGCAGGGAGCCCGAGGCCGGCCGGCCCCACACCCUGUCGGACCUGCUCCUGGCCAGCAUGGUGGCCGGCGUGGUGUCCGUUGGCCUGGGCACACCCGUGGACCUCAUCAAGAUCCGCCUGCAGAUGCAAACACAGCCGUUUCGGGAAACCAACCUCAGUUUGAAGCCCAGGGCAGUGGCCCUUGGGGAGCGGCCAGCCUACCAGGGACCUGUGCAUUGCAUUGCAACCAUUGUGCGGACUGAGGGCCUGGCGGGGCUUUACCGGGGCGCCAACGCCAUGCUGCUGAGGGAUGUCCCUGGCUAUUGCCUCUACUUUAUCCCCUAUGUGUUCGUGACUGACUGGAUCACAUCCGAUGCCUGUGCAGACCCCAGCCCCUAUGCUGUGUGGCUGGCCGGCGGUGUGGCAGGAGCAAUUUCUUGGGGGACAGCGACUCCUAUGGAUGUUGUGAAAAGUCGGCUCCAAGCUGACGGGGUUUAUUUAAACAAAUACAGAGGUGUCCUGGACUGUAUCUCCCAGAGUUACCAGAAGGACGGUCUUAAAGUGUUUUUCAGAGGCAUCACAGUGAACGCUGUGCGGGGCUUCCCCAUGAGUGCGGCCAUGUUCCUGGGGUACGAGCUCUCGUUGCGGGCCCUCCGAGGGGACUAUGCCGUGACCAGCCCCUGAGCGCCAGGGCCAGGGCUGGUGUCAGCCGACCAGGGCCUCAUUCCCUGCAGGGCGCUGCCUCCAGAACCUGUGCUAACCUCGGAAUCCCUUCUGUCCUGAUUGCAAGCAAUCUGCUCCUCCCCUCCAGCUGGACCACUGAUCGAUCACCAUCUAUUUCUGAUCUGCACUGGCACCUGGCAAAAAGUGGGGCAAAACAGAUCCUGCUCCCCAUGACUGCUGUAAACUCACUGGGAAUUCACGGAGGACCUAGAGUUGUCUCUAAGUUUCCAAAUAAAAUCAUUGAAAACUUGU